Messenger RNA from Meyerozyma guilliermondii ATCC 6260, 4038 nucleotides. RefSeq names its product CORVET complex membrane-binding subunit (gene VPS8). Gene Ontology annotation, cellular component: HOPS complex; late endosome. Gene Ontology annotation, biological process: protein targeting to vacuole; endosomal vesicle fusion. The transcript has a single exon. Gene Ontology annotation, molecular function: protein binding. The record is from RefSeq and is a predicted model, not a curated record. NCBI's taxonomy places the organism in Eukaryota, Fungi, Ascomycota, Pichiomycetes, Serinales, Debaryomycetaceae. The coding region runs from base 1 to 4038 and encodes 1345 amino acids.
AUGUUGAGUCGUCUGGAAACCCCCGUGUCUCGAAUAUCGGUAGAUCUGCAGCAGGGGAGCAUCAUAAAGAAACAUUUUGACGAUCGGGCUCAAACUUGGCUCAGUAUAUCUAAAGUCCUCGACAAGGAAAGUUCAAGAAGUCAGCUACUGAAUGCCAUAUUAACGUCUGGUGAGGAGGUUCCGUAUGAAGUUGUAUGGAAACAGUCCAAGGUCUCGGAAGCUCUACAUUCAGAUGAAUUCAAGUCGAAUUAUGGCUCUGCAACUGUACUAGCAGCCACCAGCACCUUUAUCGCAGUUGGAACUUCAUCUGGAAUUGUUGUGGGUUUCAAUUACCACCAGGAAAUAUCAUUUGUAACUGACUUGGCUACUAACUCUUCCACGACGAACUCAAAUGUGCCCGACGUUUCUCCUAUCACCUGCUUGGCGUUUUCUUCAUCUUCGCUGUCAGUAGCUGCUGGCUAUCAAAAUGGAAGCAUAAGAAUAUGGGAAAUUCCCAUUGCUGCCAGCGAAAUAGACCCACUGCAUCCAAUUGAACUAAUCCACAUAAUAAACCCAGUCUCCCUUGAAGAUAGGUUCACCAUGAACAGGCUGGGACACUUGAGUUUACCGAUCACCUCGAUUCUGUUUGUAUCCACCCUGAACACCCAGUUGGUGGCUUCUGACGUAUCUGGUCUCGUGUUUUAUCACCAUCUAUUCAAAAGACUUAUGAAACGAGGUGUGACAUCUAUAAAGCUCUUUGGGCGAAACGAUGCAAAUAUCAUAUCUGAGAGUGGAAAAUUCGUCAUUUACGGCUGCGAACAACUUCCACUUGGCUCUGAAUACCUGAUAACCGAUGACCUCGCCGUGUUUGCCGUCAUAACAUCAUCAAUGUUGGCUAUUGUAUCCAUCUUGUCUUUAAACAAUAGCUCAGACCUAAAAGUCAAGACUCAUUACACCGUUGGUCGAGCCACCGAGGUAGUAAGAGCGGUGAAUGGUAGUAAUUCAAAUGGUAACCAUGAAAAUGGCACCGAUUCAAAUUCUGGAAUCACAUCACCGACUCCCGUUCGAGAGUCUUCUGUAAGGCUGUCCUCGUUGAAUUGGGUGCCUGGUCGUAAAGUAGCCAAUGGUUCAUGGGAAGGUGCCAAGUUAAUUUACACAUACAACCGAACCCUCACCAUUCUUCAACUAGACACCACUAAUUUGAAAGAAAUGGCACUGGCACUUGCAAACGUCAAAGAUAAGGACAAACUAAUCCCAUCUCUUCAAUUUGAACGAGUGUGUCGAUGGAAAUAUUCUGAUGAUAUUUCUGCGGUGAGAUGGCUCUCAUCUGAUGUUUUCAUGUUAUUUGCUCCUUCAAAGUUUUCUGUGUGUCACUAUGAUACGGUUCGAGGAAAGGUGACGGAGUUCUGUGGACUGCCACCACCUUUUGAUGUACAACCUCUUGAACUUGUUCAUUCUUCUCGUGACCAAGAAUUUACAGCAUCGACUAUAGAUUCCUCCAUAGUCAUGGUGAAGCGGACUAUAAUGGCACAUUCAAGCCUGGGUAUUUUCUUUGGCUCUCUACCAAGUUGGGCAGACACUCUUGUGGGACUUCUCUCCAAACAUGCUUACCGCUCGGCAUUGUCUGUAGCUUUAAAGUACUUUCUGACUAGUGAUCCCAGUGAAAUCUCCGUGGCUGGUUUACCUUCUGAUCAGAAAGCUCGCAAGUCUUUGGUUCGGCCAUACAUGGUUCGAAUACUCAAGGAAGUGGGACUCAUUUUCGAAAGGGGCCAUUUAAAUUCACUCUCAGAAACAAAAGAUGAAAGUGAACAAGAUUUGGCUCUAACCAUAUUGGUUCUUUGCAUACAAACGAUAGCGCAAUUGCAAUAUCAAAGCGAGGGUGAAGACGAUUACUCUUCAAUUCUCGAUACUUUUUACACCUCAUUCAACGAUGAUGCAUUAUUCUUUGAGACGAUAAUUCCCUAUUGCUUGAAUGGAAUGAUACUGUAUCUUCCACCGUUAAUCUUGAAACGUUUGGUCGAGUACGCAGUAUCUAUGAACAAAGGAGAUACUUUGACUGAGGUUAUUUGCUCUCUCAACAUUCAAUCUUUGGACAUUGACUUAACUCUUCGCUUGUGUAACCAGCAUGGGCUCCGCGACUGCACUAUCUACAUUUGGAGUUAUGUCUUGCAAAAUUAUGUUUAUCCACUUAUUGAGUUCAUCAACGAAAUCAUAAAUGGAGAGACUGAACACUUGGACAAGGCUUUUGCGUACAUGUCGUUCAUUUUCACCGGCCGCCAAUACCCCACAGAUCGACCCAUUGACUAUGCGGUGGUUAGUGGUGCACAGGAUAAUAUUGCAAGGUUUCUAUUCAGCAUCAACCAGCUUCCUGAAAUGCCAGUUGACGAUGAUACUGUCUUUCCCUAUCUCCAUACUUUUCUCACAUUUGAUUCCUUCCAAAUGCUAUCAUGUAUCAACGAAUUUUUUGAAAGCUCCUACUUGAAUGAGGAUAGCACAACUCAUCUUACACGCCAGUACAUCGUUGACUGUCUCUUGGAUGUGUAUCAUAGUUCGUCGUCCACCUUCUCUAAACUAGACUGGACAAACUUGGCGAUAUUUGUUGCCAGAAACUAUGCCAAGUACUCUCAGUUCAUUCGCCUUUCUGAGUCUGUAUUGGAAAAAGUUGUUGAUGAUUUGUGUAGCUUUUCUAAUGACUCGCUGUCAUACGACUGUGAAUUAGCACUACAGAGCUUGUUACCACACUAUGAGCCACCGAACGAGGCUAUACUCUUGAGUAAGCUCAAAAGUGCAAAAUUUCAUAAUGUGUUAAUUGGGCUUUACAGAGUCAAAGGCGAGUACGCUCACGCCCUAAAUGCUUGGUGUGAGAGCUGGGACCAUUCGCAAGAAGAUAUGGGCCAGGGUUCUCUUGCAGCUAACUUGGAAACCGCUUAUUUGAAUUGCACAACCACGUCUGCGAGAAUGGAUCUAAAAGAAGUGAUCAGAAAGCAUUUUUCACAGUUUAUUGAAAUUGAUAAUGUUGAGUUUGUGAGGUUGAAUUCCAAGUUUGAGCCGUCUCUACACGACGAAUGUAUGAAAAUGGGUGAUGGUUUAGCAUACUCGUAUCUUCGAGAACUCUUUGCUAACAAUUGGGAAACACAAGAUAUUCCUGACAUUGGAAAAAUGAUGACAAGAUAUACCACUCUAUUAUGCGACAGAGACCCAGACCAUGUUCUCGUUUGGGUGAAACAAAAUGGAAAAUUGUUAUUAAAGAAGGGCGAGGUUUCAAAGGUGAAAGGUAUACUUAAACAGCGCAAUCAGGUGAUGGCACUAGUUGUGUUGCUUCAGAAUAAAGAGGACUACAAUAGCGCAGUCGACGAGCUUCUUUCGGCUUUCGAAACCGAUAUUGAGUCGCUUCGGCAUCAUAAAUCGACUACGGAGAGCACCGAAGACCGCAAAGAAAAACUUCAACUAUUGGCUGCUAUCUGUGGUGAGAAAGAGGAUCUUUGGCUUCUGGUUAUUGAGCGCUUUAUUUCACUCAGCAAGGACAUGGCAGAUGAAUCUGAUACAGCGUCUCGAGUGCUUCGUGAAUGCAUACUCUACUGCUUUAAGGAAGUAAGUGAUGGAUCCGUUACGAGAAGUGACGACUCGUUGAUAAUGAAGGUCUUGCAUCGAAUGAUAGGCACCGAAAGUACUGUGAUGUCUCAGUUUCGCAGUAUACUUGGGGACGUUUUCAUCUCUUAUUCUUAUGAGGGAACCAUGUCUGAGAUUGUGCUUCGAAUUGUGAAUCAGGAUAUAAAAAAGCUGAUAUUGAUCAUUCGUCUGAACAACCUUAUGGGAUGGUCAAUAAACUCACGAAAUUGUACUUCUUGCGGAAAAGUGCUAUGUGGUGGGGUUGAACAAGGUAAUUACGAUGCCAAUCGAGUACGAGAAUAUGAGAAAUUAUGGGGAGGACAAGAAGUCAAUUCGUCUUUUUAUGGCUUUACAAUUGUGCUAUUCAAUUGUCAGCAUAGCUACCAUCUACGCUGUUUAGAAAAGCUUGGGUGGCAUAGAAACGAGCCGUGUGUGAUAUGCAAGCCAUGA